AUGAUAAUUUUAAGAACAUUAUUGAAAUAGAGAUUUUCUACUCAAACUAGUUUUAUAAAUUUCUCUACUCGUGAUGGAUUUGAGAAUGAAUCAGAUGAUGACAUAGAUAUUAUCGAUUCUCCAAAAGAGGAAGUCAAAGUUGUAUAAAAUGAAUAAGAAUUGAUGACACUCAUUAGUGAACAUGUAGAUCCUAAAACCUUGAUAGAUAUAUUUAACAAGAAUAAAUAUAUAUUUAGCUUAUAACAUUCAUUACUGACAAUUCGCAUCAUUGCUCAUUUCUUGAAUUCUGUAAAAUAUUAUGAAAAUGAACCUAUAUUUCGCAAAGGAAUGGGUGAUAUAGCAAUACUAUUAAAUAACUAAAUUGAACAACUUACUCCCAUUGAUUUACUUGAAUUGCUUUGCUUCAAAUCUAAAUAUUAGGUCAAAGGUCAAUCAUCAUUACUUCAAAAUUUGGAUGAUAAAAUGUUAGCAAACAAUCUAAAUAAGAUAUUACAAAACUGCACUGAUUUCAGUAUUAGACAUUACAUUAAUAUUUGGUAUGAUUCCUAAGUUUUAAACAUGUAAUUGCCUUAAAUUCAAUAACUGGUGGAAGAUCGAUUAUAGGCUGAACCUCUUUCCUCAAUGGAAGUGAUUCUUAUAAUAAGAUGUGAAAUGAUGAAAUCCUAAAAAAAGAAAUAUCUAAAUUCCAGUUUAAUUGAAUUCUGUAUUUCUCAUUAUGACGCUAAUUCAUUCUAUUACGAUUUCUAGUAAGUAACCACAUUUUACAUUAUGUUACUUAAGAUGAAAUAUUAAUAUUUUAACCCAUAUUUAGAAUCACACCCUAUUCUCAUUAAAAUGAGAUAAUUCUUAACCGAUACCCUCAACGUAAUGGAUGAACACACUAUUAUAUCAUUAAUAUAAAAUUACCAAUUUUUACCUGUUGAUGUUUAUCCAGUAUUAGAAAUCAAAAUUAAAGAAUUUUUGUUUAAACAACUAAGUUUGAGACCUUAAAAAAUAUCCUUACAUUUUAUUUAAUAAUUUUUAAUUAAUUUAGAAUAGAUUUGUACAGCAUAAGAGGUUGAAAAAUUAAUUGAUGAAAUUAUUUAAAGGCUAUCAUUAGAAACUAAUCAGCAUUCGCUCUUUUAAGCUAAUAAAGUGUCUCAGAUUUUUUUAAGUUUAAACAAAUUAACAUUAACUGUUAACUCUAGAUAAAAAUUGAGUACCUUUUCUGAUUAUGUAAGAUAAGUCUGUGAAUUUUCCUUUCCAGAAAAUGGUCUUCUAUACUUGAGGUUUAUAUGUGAAUAGGAAGUUGAUUCCUUUUUAAAUGAGGAGAAUGCAUUUGCUCGUCCCCUCCACUCAUAUGCUGUAACCAAGAAUGAAAAACUUAAACUUAAAUUGAGUGGUCACUUAAAUAAAAAAAUCAAAGAUAAUCCAAUAAAAAUGAUAAAUGAAAUUUUAAGUUUCCAAUAUUAAGAUUAACAAAUAUUCAAAGAUUUGUUUCCUAUUAUUAUAAUAGAGUUUAUGAAAAAGACUCACUAUUAAGAAAGGUACUUGCCACAUUUAUUUAAAUUGUUGAAUGAUGUUAAAUCUUUAAAUCUUCUAAAAGAUUGUCUUUCCUACAAAAAAUCAGAUGUUUAUCGUUUAGCAAAUAAAAAUAACUUAACAGAAUUAUAAGCCUAGAUCUUUGGUGGUCGACUUUUAUAAUAAAUCGAAAGAUAUCAGAGACAUGGUGUUUUGAAUCUAAUUCUGAAUUCGAAUCUCGCUAUACAGAUUGGAAAAAAGAAUCCUGAAUAUUUAGCUACUAUAAUGAGUAUUAUAAAAUAGUAAAAGGACGGAAUUGAAACAUAUUAAUUUUGUAAAUACUUAAAAGAUUUCAAUGUGGAUUACAGAUAACUAGAUUAGAAAAAAUAGUGGAUCUAUAUAAUUCUUAAAAAUGUGUAGAGAAGAAAAUGA
Paramecium tetraurelia is the source of this 1932-nucleotide messenger RNA. RefSeq lists its product as uncharacterized. Lineage: Eukaryota; Ciliophora; Oligohymenophorea; Peniculida; Parameciidae. The transcript is spliced from 2 exons. The record is from RefSeq and is a predicted model, not a curated record.